Messenger RNA from Erythranthe guttata (spotted monkey flower), 3981 nucleotides. Its product is annotated as DNA-directed RNA polymerases IV and V subunit 2. Gene Ontology annotation, biological process: DNA-templated transcription. NCBI's taxonomy places the organism in Eukaryota, Viridiplantae, Streptophyta, Magnoliopsida, Lamiales, Phrymaceae. Gene Ontology annotation, molecular function: ribonucleoside binding; DNA-directed RNA polymerase activity; DNA binding. The record is from RefSeq and is a predicted model, not a curated record.
UCACUGUGCGUGUGUGAGACUGUGUAGAGUGUGCCAAGGUAAAGGGUGGGGAAGAAAAUACACUUGUGUGUAAAUGCGCUGAAAACCUCAAAACAAUUCGUGUAAUUAAUUCACAGCAAAAAAAAGGCGGAAUUGAAAUAUGGGGGCGUGGGAUUUUCUAGAGGAAGCCGGACCUAGCAGCAAAAAUGACAAGUUCUCUAAUGGCACCACACAAAUGGACAUCGAUGAAGACAUAGAAUUCGAUUCUUCCGAAUCCGAAGACGAGCUCGACACUGCCAUGCAAGAAUUAUCCGAAGGUUUCUUGAAAGUCUCCUGCAGAAAAGCCUCCACAGCUUUCUUCGACCAGUACGGUUUGAUCAGUCAUCAAAUUAAUUCGUACAACGAUUUUGUCAAUCACGGCAUUCAGAAAGUGUUCGAUUCUAUUGGGGAGAUAGUCGUGGAGCCUGGAUACGACCCGUCGAAAAAGGGUGAAGGUGAUUGGAAGAGGGCUUGUCUGAAAUUUGGGAAGGUAACGCUCGAGCGGCCUACUUUUUGGACAGGCGAAAAGUUCUCGUCAGUUGACGGUGCGAAAGACUAUUUGGAGCUUUUACCGAGGCAUGCUCGUCUACAGAACAUGACAUAUGCAGCCAAGAUCAAAGUGGAGACUCACCUUCAGGUUUACACGAAAGGUCUCAACAGAAGUGACAAGUUCACAACUGGUGUGGAGAAUACAGUCGAAAAGACGUUACUGAAUGAAUAUCAUAAUGAAGUGAACUUUGGGAGACUACCUGUCAUGGUCAAGUCAGACCUUUGCUGGAUGAAAUCACUCGACAAAAAGGAUUGCGAAUUCGACCAAGGCGGAUAUUUCGUCAUCAAAGGCGCAGAGAAGACUUUCAUUGCCCAAGAGCAGUUAUGCCUGAAAAGACUGUGGGUGACCAAGAUUCCCUCAUGGACUGUUUCUUAUCGCCCGGUUGCGAGAAGAAAUCGAGUGUACAUAAAGCUAGUUCCGAAAAUGGAGCAUGUUAUAGGAGCAGAUAAAAUCCUCACAGUCUAUUUCUACGUCACAGAAAUUUCGGUUUGGGUUCUCUUCUUCGCACUGGGUAUUCCUAAUGAUAAAGAAGUGGUAAAGCUGAUCGAUCUCGACAUAGAAGAUUCCGAUAUUGCAAACAUACUCAUAGCUUCGAUUUACGAUGCCGAUAAAAAGUACGAGGGCUUUCGUAAAGAAGGAAAUUCCUCAAAGCACAUCAAAGAGCUAAUGCAGAACUGCAAAUUCCCACCCACCGAAUCGAUCGAAGAUUUGAUCAAGAAUUACCUUUUCCCCCAUCUCAAAACCCCAAUUCAAAAAGCCUGUUUUCUUGGUUAUAUGGUCAAAUGCCUAUUAGAGGCUUACAAAGGGCGCCGCAAAGUUGAAAACAGAGACGAUUUCAGAAACAAACGUUUGGAGCUGGCUGGGGAGCUGUUAGAAAGAGAGCUGAGAGUGCAUAUAAAGCAUGCAGAGAGGCGAAUGACUAAAGCCAUGCAGAGGGAUUUGUACAGAGAUAGGGAAGUUCAGUCGAUUGAUCAGUAUUUGGAUGCUUCGAUUGUGACGAACGGGCUUUCGAGGGCGUUUUCGACCGGUGCGUGGUGCCAUCCUUUCAAGAGGAUGGAGAGAACUUCUGGUGUGGUGGCGACUAUUCGGCGGACGAACCCUCUGCAGGCCAUAGCUGAUAUGAGGAAGACACGUCAGCAAGUUUCGUACACUGGACGAGUCGGUGAUGCUAGAUACCCACACCCUUCUCAUUGGGGUAAGGUUUGCUUCCUUUCAACACCAGACGGAGAAAACUGUGGGCUGGUUAAGAAUCUAGCAAGUCUUGGUCUUGUCAGUACGAAUCUCUUGGCACAAGGAAAUCUUCUUAAGAAGUUCCAACAAUGUGGGAUGGAGAAAAUGGUGGACGACACUUCGAAUUUGCUCGGUGGAAAGCACAAAGUUUUUCUUGAUGGCGACUGGAUUGGAAUCUGUAAAGAUUCCUCGUCGUUCGUUUCUAAGCUAAGGCGAAAACGCCGCAGAAUGGAAAUUCCUCAUCAGAUGGAGAUAAAACGAGACCAGCAUAAUGGAGAAGUACGUAUCUUCAACGAUUCCGGAAGAAUACUCCGCCCACUUUUAGUCGUCCAAAAUUUGAAAAAAAUCAAAGAUCUAAAAGGCAAUUUCUCCUUCCAAUCUCUUCUAGACAAUGGAAUAAUCGAACUCAUAGGAGCCGAAGAGGAAGAAGAUUGCCAAACCGCAUGGGGUGUAAGAUACCUCUUCACCGCCGAACUCGAAAACCCACCCGUAAAAUACACACACUGCGAACUCGACAGCUCGUUCCUAUUGGGUCUAAGCUGUGGUAUUGUACCUUUCACUAACCACGACCAUGCUAGACGAGUUCUUUACCAAUCCGAAAAACACUCUCAGCAAGCAAUCGGUUAUUCAACCACAAAUUCAAUAAUCCGAGUCGAUACAAAUUCCCACAGCCUGUAUUACCCACAGAGGCCUCUUUUCCGAACCGUGCUCUCGGAUUCGCUCGGAAGGUCGACAUUUUCCGAUCACUAUAAAGGAAUGAUUCCACGCCCUGAGUUUUACAACGGGCAGUGUGCGAUUGUGGCGAUUAAUGUGCACCUAGGGUACAACCAAGAGGACUCUUUGGUGAUGAACCGAUCCUCACUGGAGCGAGGCAUGUUUAGGACCGAACACGUGAGGAGUUUUAAAGCUGACGUGGAGAAUUCUGAAGCUGUGGGGGGUAAAAAGGUCAAAAUGGACGAAAUGGUCAGCUUUGGGAAGAUGCAGAGCAAGAUUGGUCGUGUUGAUAGUCUUGAAGAUGACGGGUUUCCGUAUAUCGGAGCGAAUCUGCAAACGGGUGAUAUUGUGAUCGGUAAGCAUGCGGCGACAGGUGUCGAUCAUAGCAUCAAGCUUAAGCAUACUGAGAAGGGCAUGGUUCAUAAGGUCGUGCUUUCGGCUAACGACGAGGGGAAGAAUUUCGCUGUGGUGUCGCUCAGACAGGUUCGGAGUCCGUGCCUUGGAGAUAAGUUCUCGAGCAUGCAUGGGCAGAAGGGUGUUCUUGGAUUUCUUGAGUCUCAAGAAAACUUCCCGUUUAGUCAACAAGGAAUAGUGCCGGAUAUUGUGAUAAACCCUCAUGCUUUUCCGUCGAGACAAACGCCAGGUCAGCUUUUGGAGGCUGCUUUGGGCAAAGGGAUUGCACUUGGUGGUGGACUGAAAUACGCCACCCCGUUUUCUUCUCCGUCCGUUGAAGAUAUAACAGCCCAGCUUCACAGGCUCGGAUUCUCGAGAUGGGGAGGGGAGAGAGUCUACGACGGUCGAACGGGAGAAAAAGUCAACUCCCUAAUCUUCAUGGGCCCCACAUUCUACCAGCGCCUGACCCACAUGGCGGAGGACAAGGUGAAGUUCCGGAACACGGGGCCCGUCCACCCGUUGACACGCCAGCCUGUCGCCGACAGGAAGCGGUUCGGCGGCAUAAAGUUCGGGGAGAUGGAGCGGGACUGCCUCAUCGCCCACGGGGCGGCGGCGAACCUCCACGAGCGGCUCUUCACUCUGAGCGACUCGUCGCAGAUGCACAUUUGCAGGAAGUGCAAGAACAUGGCGAACGUGAUCCAACGGCCAGGAUCGGGCGGCGGCGGGAGGAAGAUCCGGGGGCCGUUCUGCCGCGUGUGCGAGUCCGUGGAAGAUGUCGUGAGGGUUAACGUGCCGUACGGGGCGAAGCUGCUCUGCCAGGAGCUUUUCAGUAUGGGGAUUUCUCUUAAAUUUGAUACUGAGUUGUGUUGAAAAGAAUGGAAAAAAAUACUGCUGUGGGAUGAUUAUGGACACGUGCUUCAAUUUCUUUUUGUUUGUGGCUGAGGAUGUAUUUAUGUCUGGAUUUGUAGCUAUUAUGACAUGGAUGUGUGUGUGUGUGUGUGUGUGUGUGUGUGUACUAUGUAGAAUGUAUUUAGUGGGACCUUUCUGACUUUCUUCAUUUGGCAUGCUUCUCUUGU